AUGAAUUUCUUUUAUGUUAAAAUAUUUUCCUUGCUUUUUGUUUUAAGGAUUUGUGAAGUAUUCCAUACGAGUGAAAUUAAUAUUUUGAAAUAUAAACAUGGAAAAAAAAUGUGUGCAGAAAAAUUCAUAUUUGUUAGAUCAUUGUCUGAAGAGGUGAAAGAAAAAAACUUAAAUACAAAAAUUGCCGAAUGUGAUUUAAUAUAUGACAUAUUAGAGAAAUUUAAGUCACUAAAAUAUAGAAAUUUAAUAAAUAAUAGGGAAAUUGAUUCUUACCAUAAAAGAAAAAAACAAAAAGAAAAAAAAUUACAGGAUAAAAUUAUAAGACAGAAAAUGAAGGAAUAUUAUAAAUUGAAAGAUAAAUUAAUUAUUGAUAAAUCAUUUGGUACACCAGAGUAUAAUGAAGUAAUAGCACGUAUUACAAAAACAAAAAUAAAAGAUAAAUUAUAUAAAAUGAUUUUUAAAGGAAAAGGUUUUUGGAGAAACCUAUCAUAUACUAUACGUACCCUAGGUGUUGCUUCUGCUGUGACUUUGUAUUUAGGUAUUAUUGGUGCAUCCUGUGGAUUAUCCGGUUGGGUUGCUGUUCUUGGUAUUUGGAGUGUUUUUGUAUUUUUACUCAUUAUUAUAAUUGUAGGAACAUGGUUUCUUGCUACAUGGCUAUGGCCCCAUAGGGAUACAUAUAAUGAAAAAUAUAGAGUAUAA
Plasmodium falciparum 3D7 is the source of this 699-nucleotide messenger RNA. RefSeq lists its product as uncharacterized. NCBI's taxonomy places the organism in Eukaryota, Apicomplexa, Aconoidasida, Haemosporida, Plasmodiidae. The record is from RefSeq and is a predicted model, not a curated record.